AAAAACACAACGCCAAGAAUCAUGUGGAAAAGCUUCCAUCAUUGCUUCCCAUCAAAUCUCAAUAAUCCCUCCUCAUCUCCGUCGGACGCCGCCGCCUCCGACGACGAUCCCAACCGUCCAUCCAUUCUUCUCAUCAACAACUUCAACCUCCUCUACAGCGACUCCUCCCCCACUGACCGCCCCAUAUCCAAGCGCCUCAUCGACGCCGAACCUUCCUCCACCACGACAUUCACUGCCUCGACCUCCACCGCCGCUUAUUCUUCUUCCGCGUCCUUCGAUGAAUCCGAUGAUUACGAUUUUACCCCUGAACACUCUCCCCCUCCUGACUUAACCUCCGUUCUCGCCUCCAGUCGCUUCUUCGUCUCUUCCCCUGGCCGUUCUAACUUAAUCACCGACUCGCCGGAUCUCCGUCCCCGGUUUAACUACGAAACUGCCACUGCCACGACUACUACUAGGCUUCUCACUGGAGGAACCGCCGUGAAACAAUACGUGCAAUCUCCUGAUCCUUACAACGACUUCAGGCGAUCGAUGCAGGAGAUGCUUGACGCCGUUACAGACGCAGGAGAUGUUCGCCGUUACGAGUUCUUGCACGAACUGUUACUCAGUUACCUCUCAUUGAAUGCAGCAGAUACACAUAAGUUCAUUAUCAGAGCUUUCGCCGACAUUCUCGUCUCUCUCUUAUCGGACGGUCACCGGACAAGCUGACGUGGGAUGUUUUCAUGCUAUGUAGUAAAAAAAGUAAUGUAUGUUUUUUUUGGGAUUAACGCUUUAGGACAAAAAAAUAUGUUAAUGUAAUUAUUGUGUAAUGAUACGAGAAAAUCGAGAGAGGCGUGGGGUUUUGUCUCGAUCGCAUGCAGUUAGAUUUGUUUUAAACCUUUUAAAAUAAAACAUGUAUUGUGAAACCUCAUUGUGGAUUUAUCGUUUUCAUCUGAAAUUUUGAUACUCGUUUUAUCAUUUUGAAGUGAUAAAAUUUUCGCCAGGUGCAAGUGCCAUGACAAACAAAGAAAACUAUGUCGACUGACAAUUGGUACUAUUUCAUCUGUCCUAACGUAUCAAUUAUAUAUAGAAUCUAAAAAAAAAUAGAUUGACUUUCUUAUGUUUUUCGUGCUGUUUUCACUUACAUUCACAUCGACACAAGAACUAAAAUGGACAUAUAUAUGAUAAGUUUUACAUAGAGUUUUUUUUUUUUUUAUUCAUGAUUUGUAAAUUGUAGGUUGGAUAAAAAUAUCACCAGUUUUUUCAAUACGGUGGUUUAGUGCUAUCAUGGCGAUAGACAUAUCUCAUAGCUAGACGAACCAUACAGUAGCAUAAUAAACACGAGUUCGACCAAUAAGAUGACCGUGAUUGUGAAAUUGGAACUUCUCGUAAUUUAAAUAAAAUUUUGUAUAAGUUUCUUGUUCUGCAAUUGAACGAGGCAAAUGAAAUGCGUCCAAAAAAUUAUAUGAAUAAUAAAACUUGAACAUGAAUGUUGGACAAGGUUGAGUGGAUAUAGUAUAUAGAAUGACUCCAAACCACGUCUUAAGGCAUCGAGAGACUCUUGUCGCAUAAAGGCGCGUAUUAUAUUAUUAAGACUUAUUUAGUGAAAUAGAGUAGCUUAAUUUUUGUUCAUAAAAUACUAAGAUUUGGAUAUAUCUAAAUAUAAAGAUGUGGAAUCACCAUAGCCUAUUGGUUAAGGUUUAAAAGCUUCUACACCUAGGUCUGGGGUUCGAAUCCCAGACUAUGCAAUUUAUUGCAGAUUACAAGAAAUCCAGGUUUCAAGUCCCGGAGAAAGUGUUUUAUUAAACAAUUAUGCAGACUACAUAGGAAAAGCUUGCAAGAGAUCUUCAACAUGGUGCAAGUAAAUCUGGUCAGGCGGGGAUCUUCAUAGGACGGCUCAGAUGAUGCAGUUAGGCGUAGGUCUUCAUAAGGCAGGUAGUAUUGUCGGUUGUCGAAUCGUCUAUGUAAUCUUUCCUAUAUCAUAAUUGUAAGAUCAUAAUAAAUCAGCGUUAAAAAAAAAAAUAUAAAGCUGAAUUGUGUAAAUAAUAGAGGAAAUCUAUUUACAAAAAUGUUUUUAUAUAAAAAUAGAUUCCGUGAAUGACAACAUCAAUCUUAAAAUAUUUAGAAAAUCUUAGCCACGUUCAUUUUAUUGUUCAAUUUUUCUUAAGAAAAGGAAGCACAUCAAAACAUGGCUUAUUUAGGAAUGAUGAUACAUACAAGUAAUAUAUUAAUCACUCGUAUUCACAAAUAUUGAGAUCUGUUAACUUUGUGAUUCUUCCCCAUGCAAGAGAUUUUACACAUAACACAAGGUGAGACAAAAAAAAACAAAAUAAGAGAAUCCUAAGAUGGAUGUUGGGUGAAGCCUUAUAGCUAGGUCCAUGCAUAUUUAGCCGAAUUACUAAUAAAUUGUUCAUUAUGAGAGAUAACUCAAUUAGCCAAGCCAGAUUAUUAAAAGUAAAUUAGAAGUAUAAAAAGCAUAAGAUUAUGUAUAUUCGAUUUGUGCAAGACUUUAAAAGCACACUAACAUUAUCUUUUAAGCAAGCAUACGGUUUUUGGCGCAGAAACUAAGCAAAUUGCUUGUCUUAUAUACAAUAUAAGUUGGUAUAAUUAGUGCCUGAUUUUAGGCCGCUUGUCUCCAACUCUACCUGGCCAAGUAUAUGUAUAUAUGUUUGUGUGACAUAUGUGUGUUGCUCACAUGUGCUUGAGAGAGAUUAGUCUAGAGAUAUAGAAGAGUCGUGUUUUACAUAUAUAUAUAUGAUAUGCAUAUGAUAUACUAUACAUAUUGCCUUUAAUUAUGCUGUUUGGUGAUUCCAGUAUAAAAAAAUAUUCAUCAGACGAAUUAAACUAAUACAUAUGGUUGACUGAAACAUGUGAUAUAGCAUAUGCUGCAAAGGCGAAAAUAAAGAGUUUUUUUUCCUUCAACCUUCUUUUUUUUUUUAUCGAAAUCCUUCAACCUUCUUAACCAAUGAUUUUUAGCAUUCGAUUUUACAGUUGUAACUGUGUCUCCAGCCAACCAGUGGUAGUAGUCCAGUGGCGUUUGAUGGACUAAAAACCUAAUACGGCGAACCCUGGUUCGAAUCCCGCUGGCCACACGGAUAUGGACUAUUGCUUUCGGCUCAUUUGAAUAUCCAAGAAAGGGUCUAUCUGUGGGCUGUACCUUCACCCGGGGGUUAGGUCUGUGUCUUUAAUAGACCCGAGUUUAACCCUUUUUUAGUCAAAAAAAAACUGUGUCUCCAGCCAAGUUCCACUCUCGCUCAUAUGGUUACCCUUAUUUUAAUUUAGUGAAAAUAACUAAAUAAAAAAAUUUGAAUCCAAUUCAUGAAGUAAAUCCAUCUUGAAAAAAAUGAUGAUCUAAGAAAUUGAUAAUCUUAUUAUAUUCAAGAUAUUAUAAUAUAAGUUUUUUCUUUCGUAUAGCAUUUAAAAUGCGACUUAUUUGGAUUGAUAUUAUUGUAUGUCCUGUUUGAAAAAAAUAUCUAACUUACUUAUAAUUAAUAAACUAGAUUUUUUGAGCUAGUUUUUGUUUUUAUUUAUUUUUAUAUAAAUAUUUUGUUUUCAAUUCUAAAUUGGUAUAUAUUAUAAUAUAUAUGUGUCUAUCAAUUUUUAAAACAUAAUAAAUUUACUGUAUAUUUUUUUCAUUGAAUAUAUUGUUUCAGAGUUUCACAUGUAUUUGUAUCUUUUUCUAUAUAUAUAUUUUCGGAUUAUUAUUUCAUUAUUAAAAUCGUAACUAUAUAUAUAUAAGUUAGUAAAAUAUUGUUUUAUUGUCAUAUUCAAAUAUAUUGUAAUAUUUCACAAAUUUAGAAAGUUUUUAAAAAAUUAAACUUUUCGCUUCAUAGAUAAAAGAUAUUGUGGCUUCUGUUUUAAUAUAUAAGAUAAAAGUAAAAAUUCAUAAUUACAUAUAGUGGCGUUUUACAUUGUGAACAAUAAUAUAAGUCGCAUUAGAGUUAUCGCAAGCUGGAAUAGCUCUGUUGGUUAGAGCGUGUGGCUGUUAACCACAAGGUCGGAGGUUCGACCCCUCCUUCUAGCGCAGUUUUAUGUUUUUAUCUUCUUGACUUCUUGAAUCAAUCAAGUUUGCAAUCUCAUGAACGAAUUUGUAUGCAUUUCACUUUUCACAAAAGCCUGUCCUCUAACUGUUUGAAAAUUUCAAUUAAAAAGACGAAGAUCAUCAAGAGAAAUCUUCUCACGGUUAUGUUAUGUACAAGACCAAUCAUCUUUGUUUGCUCGUCGUGGAUUCUUGAACUGUGUCGGUGCUUCGUUCUUGGCCACAUUUGAGUUUUCGGGAUUACAUGCAGAGGAGAAGUAUGAUGCAGAGAAGGAAAGAGUUGUUGGUGCCAUGGAAUCGAUUCGUGAUUAUUUGAGCAAGUGGAGAGGGCAGAAGAGUGUAGCUGGAGAAGUAACAUUCUUCCUCUUUUGUUUUCAUGUUUUGACAGUUGAUGAAUGAAGCUGAAUGAUAUUUAUAGUAAUUCAUCUUUAUCAAAAUGCACCAUAUAGUUUGUGAUUUGAUCAAUUAAGCCCCCUUUAGUGAGGAAAUUGAUCUACUAACUACAGCGAAUUUCUAUGUUACAAACCCUUCUUGUGGAAAGAGGCAACCAGUUAUUGAAAAAUUGAAAUGUUCAUGAGCCAACGGAAUGUACAUAUGAAGCCCAAUAUUUUUGUUUAUACUGGGAAAAUAGGCUAUGGUUUGUGCUUAUGUGUUUUAACAAAAAUUCAAAUGUCCAUGGGCCGACGCAAUUGUUAUAUUUCUCAUUUUAUUGUUUUUCAUACCUGCUAUGUUUUAAACAUUAUAUACAUGAUAUGUUCGUCUCACAUUUAUAAAUCAAUCCCAACAAUUACCUUCUCCAAUAUAUCAAUGUAUUUGUGUUGACUACCUUUCCGAACGGGUAUGGAAGGAGGAACCAAUUAUAUGUAAUCACCUAUGUAUUGGCUAUAAGAAAAGGCAGAACACUUGAUUCAUCUCUAAUACAUUGUUUGAUCAGUCAAAGAUAUGUAAAAAUGUGAAAUGAUGCGAUAAAUAUCGAAUGUUUAACAAACGCCACUAACUCAGUGAAAGUAUCAUUGUUUCUUGUCACUUACAUCGAUUUCAAAAUUUGAAAUUAGAUAUUAGAACCCAACAGAAAGGAGAAGAUGAAAUCGACUUUGUAGGAAGUUUCGUAACAUAUGAAAGAAAUGUUUAGUGAGAAUGAGAAGAAGUAAGUAAGAGUCUUGAGGGGUCACGUGAGUUGUUGUUGACAUAAUGCGUCAGACCAACUUAACUAUAAUAUUUCCAAAAGUGGCUAAGUCAAUUAUUACUGUAAUAAUAAUGUCACCACUGUUCAAAAUCUAUAACUAAUUCACAUGAAUAGGUUAAUAGAUUGUAAUCAGAGCUGAUCGUACAUAGUUGAUUGUAUGUACGUUUAACAGAGGUGAAAUUGAAAUUUUCAAUUUCAGAGAACAGUCUAGUUUUUUCCUAUUUAUUGAUUAGUCAUAAUUUUAAAAUAGUCAACGUAAAUUUCAAAAUUACUAUCAAAAUAACAUUAGAUAAAUUAUCAUGUGAUUUUUUGGUUAAGUAAUCAUUGAGUUAACCGAAUAGAUCUCAACAUACAUUGUUUGAUUACUGAUGAAAUCGAGAUUUUAAAGAAAACAGUUCAUGAUUAAAAGGGUUGGUCAACUAUGCAUGCAAAUUUAUUUGAAUUAAAGGUUAUUUACAAUCGUCAUUAAAAGAUAACCAAACUAAAUAAGUACUACUACUUAAAUGCAAUAAGUGUGUUAUAAAUGAACAAACAAACAUAAUCAUGUGACUUUUCAUGCGAUUAAUAAUGAAAAGUUUGAAAUUAACUCGAAGUCGUCGCAUUGUAUAUUACUAAUAAAUACUUCCUCCUUCCAUGCAGAUAGUAUUUUAUAAUCAUCUCUUCCAAAAUAUGGGUAAAUACAAACAGAAGAGCCAUAAAAGUAAAAGGUCACUCAUGAGUCAUGAUAUAGUUAAAUAUGUACUUUAUUUAUUUAAGUAAGUAUGCUUUUAUUUUCAUCAAAGAUACAUUUUGAUAUCACAUUCAAUUAUUUGUUCACGGGCUUCAUCCUCUUUUCCUCCAGCUUUUCAUUUAUGUACAUGCCUCUGUUUUCUUAUUAAUUUCCAGGAUGAAGUUAUUAGUUUUGAUCAAAAGUAAGACUUCUAUUUAUCUUAUUUUCUGUUAAGAAAAAAUCGGACAUCUGUUUUUGAAAGAAUAAUACUCCCUCCGUCUCUUUAUAAUUGACGUUUUAGCAUUUUGAUUUUGUUUCAAAAUAUUAGACGUUUCCUAAAAUAUAGGCAAAUAAUCUUGUGUUAUGAUCUGUCGUAAUAAUGAGUUGUAUAUACAAAAUGUUAGAUUAGGCACUGUCUUAAUCUCCUAAAUUUGUGUGAAAAAUUGUUAAACGUCAUUUAAAAGAAAACAGAGGGAGUAUUUGAUUAAGAAAAUAUUUAGUUCAUAAAAACAAAGAUUUACCUAUUGUCUAGAAGAGAAAAAGAAACACGUUUUUGAUAAACGUUGCGGAUGUGAACAAUUUGGCAUUUUGCUAUUCGGGUGUGACACUAUUUUGUUGAAUUGAAUGAUCUCUAUCAUUAUGAUAAUCUUUUAUACUUAUUUUAUAGUUUUACAUCAUUUAUAUCAUAAUUCUUUUAAAAAAUAUAUAUAUUUCUUAUCAGAUUCGGUCGCUACGUAGUGGAUUGAGUAUCAUACUAACUAGUCCGGGUCCAUUUGCCAACAUUGCAUUCAUCACCCAAAGACUUGAAAUAGUUCUUCCUACAUGUAGCUUGAAUUUUUAUCCCUGGAAGAACAUAUUUAUUUUACCACAGAUGUUAGUCCAUGAUCUCACGAAAAAAUCAAAAAACAUGUUAACAUGUCUAAGUAUUUACCUUUUUGUCUACAAAUAUUAUUUCUGAAGUCUCACCAAACCUGGGAUUGGAUGGUUUCCAGGUAUGCACCAUUUUGGCGCUUGGAUAAGCCACACCGUUUUCUAUGGUUUAAUAUCAUCAAGGUAAACAGUUUUUUGCUUGGAAGACAUUAUUAUGAAAAAAAUAGAAAACAGCGUGUUUGCUUUGAGGCUAGAUGGCCAAUAUAUAUAGGAAACGUAAAGGGUGAGGGUUUAGGAUAUUCCUAUUCAAUUUAGUUAGAAAAUAUAGGCCGUUAGUUUAGGAAAAUAUCAUAGCUUGAGAAUCUAGGUUUUUCAAGUUAUGGAAAAUUAAAGAUUUGAAAAAAAGAUUAGCAACUACAAUAUUGAUAUGUUCAAGAUAUGGAACUAUAACGAUUGGUUGGGUAUCUAUAGUUUAGUAUUUUCGAUAUAGGUUUGGUUUAAAAUGUUGCGCCUUUUUUGGUUAUUGAUCUGGAAAAAAUAUUUGCAACUACAAUAUAUUGUACAGUUGUUAAUCCCGUUUAAUUCUCAAAAUUUGGAGAUUUAUUAUUCAUUUUUUUAA
Molecule: messenger RNA, 7399 nt
Organism: Brassica rapa (field mustard)
Lineage: Eukaryota; Viridiplantae; Streptophyta; Magnoliopsida; Brassicales; Brassicaceae
Product: transcription repressor OFP12-like
Biological process (GO): negative regulation of DNA-templated transcription
Source: RefSeq, a predicted model, not a curated record